AUGAAACGGACAUCCUCUACAUCUUCUCCUCCGUCCACUCCAGCCCCUUCUGCAAACAUGGUCGAUAUCAAGCCUGAUUUGAACCAACAUACUCCCAUCGCCAAGAAGCCCAAAUCCGCCUAUAAAGGAGCAUCAACUACUGGUUCUCAAACUCCUUCACCUGAUAGCAAGACGAAGAAUAACGAUAGUACUUGGACUCCAGAGAAGAAGGAGAGAUUUCUCGAAAAGAUCUUUUCAUUGGGUAUGAAAGCUGCUAAUAUCGAAGAGCUUUGUGCAGAGUUCGGACUCACAAAGUUGCAGCUUAAAAACGCUACUCAAUCAGGAAGGAAAGGAAAUUUGCGAGAUAAAGCUUGUAAAGCCAUCAGAGGUGAUACUCAGUAG
This is a messenger RNA of Kwoniella shivajii, 381 nucleotides long. RefSeq lists its product as uncharacterized. Bases 1 to 381 code for a protein of 126 amino acids. The transcript is spliced from 2 exons. The record is from RefSeq and is a predicted model, not a curated record. Lineage: Eukaryota; Fungi; Basidiomycota; Tremellomycetes; Tremellales; Cryptococcaceae.